Mytilus trossulus (common blue mussel) is the source of this 3140-nucleotide messenger RNA. RefSeq names its product protein zer-1 homolog. The coding region runs from base 199 to 2604 and encodes 801 amino acids. Lineage: Eukaryota; Metazoa; Mollusca; Bivalvia; Mytilida; Mytilidae. Gene Ontology annotation, cellular component: Cul2-RING ubiquitin ligase complex. The record is from RefSeq and is a predicted model, not a curated record. The transcript has 17 exons.
CGGUUUUGUAAAAUCAAGAAAGAAUGAUGGUUUUAGAUCCAUAGAACCCAAAAAGGACUGGAUUAGUAAUCUGAAUGAAAACCUGUCUGUGAAGAACAACUAACCAAUCAGUGAAGCUGAUACAGAAUGACAAACAGCUGACAAAUCAGUGAAUCUGACAGAAUGACACAUAACUGAUAAAUUAGUGAAAUUGACAGAAUGACUAACAACUGGCCAAUCAGUGAGCCUGACUCAUUGGAAGAUCUGUGUGUACAAGCAUGUGUUAACAAUGUACAAACUCUAGCUGUGAAAACAGAUGAUCAACAAUUGCAAUAUGAACUGAAACCAGGAGUUUGUUUACUGGUUCCCAGUCUGUGUGAUAAGCUGUUCAAAAAUUUAUUAGAAUCUCAACCAGAAAACAAAACCAGAGAUCUUUCAACCUUGUUUACCAGCAAUGCACCAUAUCUGCCAUGGUUAAGAAUAUUUGCUGACACUGAAAACACAAGACUAUGCAAAGUAUACCUUCGAAAAAGUCUUCUUCAUAACAUAUAUCCAAGUAAUCUAAUAGAACUAGUACUGAAUCACCCACUUAAACAAUUGGAGUUGGUAAACUGCUCCUUCUCAUGUGAUAUAUUUAAUUUGAUAAGUUCUUCCAAGGCUGGACAUUCAUUACUGUCACUGAGUAUAGAAGACAGUGUUGAUAGUGCUCUGAAGAAACAUUUCAAAGUAUUAGACUUACAACCUGGUGAUACAAUACCCCAUAUCAAACUUGAAUGUCCACAUUUACAGAGGUUGGUUCUGCGUGAUAUGAGAGAACACGAUUUAGGUCUACUACCAGGAUGUGAAAUUGUACAUUUGUUCUCACAACUGACACAUUUGGAUCUCUCUAGAUGUAUCUUGUCAAGCACUGCUGUAAAAUCUAUGAUGCAAUGUCAAAAUCUUGUCUGGUUAAAUUUAAACUGUGUAGAAUUUCCAUCACAUGCUGACUUUGUUACGAGUAUAUGCAGAAUUACUAAACUGAGGCAUUUAGAUAUAUCAUCUGAUGCUGGUUUAUCGCAGUGUAACUACCCUAACAGCUCUACAUUCAAUCCAGAACUAAUACUUACAACCCUGGUAUCUCACCUACCCCAUCUGGUAUCCCUUGAUAUAUCUGCUACCAAUCUAGCAGGCAGGGAUACAGUACAAAGGUCAUUCAAACUAGAGGCCAAAGGAGCUGGGGACUGCAAAGAUUCAGAAAGAUGUUGCAUACCAGGAUUAGAAGGACGCCAUUUUGAAUUUCUUGGUCUAUAUAACUGUCCGUUUGAAUCAUACAGAAGAGAAAAUAUUCCUGCUAAACAGAUAACAGGAAGUAAGAAUGAAGAACAGCUCCUCCUAGCGUUACGUAGAUAUGUAGAUAGACGUGAUGAUUUAAAUGAUGUAUUGAACCAUCUGUUUACCUUGUUUAAGGAAGAAACAGUAAUAAACCAAUCAGUUGCUUUAGAGGGAAUUCUUGCAGCAAUGAAAAGACAUAAAGAUGAUAAGCACAUUCAAAUAUCAGGGAGUGCCUCAUUGUUUUAUAUAAUGAAAGGUGAACAGAAGUUAUACAUCACUCAGAAGCAAAAAAGGGUGUUGAUUAACUGUUUACUGGAGGGCAUGGAGGAUCCAGAGGCUGAUAAUGUUAUGAUAAGAAAUUGUUGUUUGACUUUAUGUCACCUUACAAUGCCGCAAGAUGUGUUACAUUGUUACCGUAGAAUGAUUUCUACAUUACUAAAUUUAAACCAUGAAGAUGGACAGGAAGAAUUCAUUCAAAGAAUCACACUGUAUAUGAUAAACCACCUUGCUUGUCAAGUAGACGGAGAGGAGAAGAAAGUUGUUGGAGAUCUAGGUGCAAUUCAGAUUAUGUUGGAUACAAUUCAAAACAGGCUGAAUGAAAAUAACUGUGAUGAAAUCAUGGAAAUGGCGUGGAGUACAAUGUGGAAUGUCACAGAUGAAACAGCCAUAAAUUGUGACAGAUUUAUGGAACACAAUGGAAUGUCUUUAUUCAUAGAAUGUUUAGAGACUUUCCCAGAAAAACCUGAAUUACUCAGAAACAUGAUGGGACUUAUGGGUAACAUUGCUGAAGUACCAUAUUUAAGACCAAAACUGAUGGAAAAAUCAUUUAUUGAGAUAUUUUGUGAGUUAUUAGACUCUGAGAAGGAUGGAAUAGAAGUUAGUUAUAAUUCUGCUGGUGUAUUUUCUCACAUGAUGGCCGAUGGUCCUACUGCCUGGACAAUUCAGUCUCCUAGUCGAGAUCAUGUCACAGAAAAAGUCAUUUCUGCUAUACAGAGAUGGCCUCUGAAAAGUACAAGGAAUAUUAAUUACAGAUCAUUUACACCUAUUUUAAAAAUAGUAGAUGCUUACCAUGCUCUUGGUGCGCAGUAUUGGGCUGUAUGGGCUUUAUGCAAUUUGACAACAGUUUAUCCCCAGAAAUACUGUCCACUUUUAAAGAAAGAAGGUGGUGAAGAAAGAAUAACUUCAAUUCUUCAUAAUUCCAAAACAAUUGUUAAAAUAAAGGAACUAGCUCAUAAAAUAAUCAAAAACCUCAACACCGAUCCUGACAAUAGUAAUGAACCUGGAGACUCUGAAAAUAGUGACCUUGAAGAUUGAGGUCAGGAUUUUGAAAGUAGUGACCUUGAGGAUUGAGGUCAGGAUUCUGAAAGUAGUAACCUUAAGGAUUGAAGUCAGUAUUCUGAGAGGAUUAACUUGGUUCAAAUUUUCAAAGUGACAUUGAGGAUAAAGUGCAUGGCUUUCUUAGUAUUGAUCAAGCAAAUUAAGUUUGAAGAUUGUUGAAAAAGUGAUCUUGAGUAUUUAGUUCAAAAUUCUCAAAGGAGUGACUUUGAAAAUUGACUUUCUUUAUCGUAUUUUGAGUUGGCAAUAGAACCAAUGUUUAGUUUGAAUCAUCUCUAUUUAUUUAGUAGGUACAUGUGUACCGGUAGUUACAGAUUUGUCUCCAGAAAUUAUCAAAAAUCUGAAGCACAUUUUAAAGUCUUUGUCAUAAUAUUUUUGGAAUCAUUUCAUGUUCAUGCAGAUCCAUAAAGUUAAACAAUUAACAUCACAUAGAUUUGUAUAAUAAAUAUUUAAAAUGCAUUUGUAUGUUAUUAAAAAGUCAUUGUUUAAUUUGAAAUAUCUAUACAUAUAAUUAA